Molecule: messenger RNA, 2959 nt
Organism: Lemur catta (Ring-tailed lemur)
Lineage: Eukaryota; Metazoa; Chordata; Mammalia; Primates; Lemuridae
Gene: ZNF329
Product: zinc finger protein 329
Exons: 3
Coding region: 70-1785 (571 amino acids)
Biological process (GO): regulation of transcription by RNA polymerase II
Molecular function (GO): DNA-binding transcription factor activity; RNA polymerase II cis-regulatory region sequence-specific DNA binding
Source: RefSeq, a predicted model, not a curated record
UGAACAUGGCUGCUGCCGGCAGUCCGCAGUGGUGCAGAGAGAUGGUGGGAGCCAUGUGGAUGGGCAUGAAUGGCUGAGGUCUGGCAACUGUUGAUUUCAAGUAUCAUCCAGACUCCAGGCCUUGAGUGUGUCCCUCUGCCCUUCAGAGCCUGGGGCAUGAGACUGAAAAUGACAGCUCAGAAUAUUCGUGAGGAAGAACUAUCUUGUGCCAUAGAAAUGGAAGGAUUUGCAAAGGAGGUUCCUUGUUUCUCCAUUCUAGGGGAUAGCUGGGACUGUGAGAACCAGGAGGAACAUUUGAGGCAAUCAGCUUUAACUCCAGAGAAACCAGGGCCUCAGGAAGCAAUUAGUGAAUAUCCUGGUUUUGGGGAGCAUUUGAGUGCAAGCUCAGACCUUUCAUCAGCUCACACAAUUCCUACAACAAAUGGCUUCCAUAUACAGGACUCAGAUGUUAGAAGUUUGGAUUGUGACCUGGCCUUACACAGUUGUCCCAAAAGUUAUGCAGCUAAGAGAGCUAGUGACAGUGAUGCCUAUGGAAAAGCCUUCAACUAUUCCAUGGAAGUUACUCAAUUUGGAAGAAAUCAAAUGAGAGGGAAACCUUAUAAAUACUCUGAAAGUGUUAAAUCUUUUAACCAUUUUACCUCUCUUGGUCAUCAAAAAGUAAUGAAAAGAGGCAAGAAACUGUACGAGGGUAAGGACUUUGGGAACGUCUUUACUCUGAGCUCAUCUCUUAAUGAAAACAGGAGGAAUCACCCUGGAGAGAAACAGUAUAAAUGUACUGAAUGUGGCAAAUGCUUCAAACGGAACUCAUCUCUUGUUUUGCAUCACCGAACUCACACUGGAGAGAAACCUUAUACCUGUAAUGCAUGUGGAAAAUCCUUCUCCAAGAACUACAACCUGAUUGUGCAUCAAAGGAUCCAUACAGGAGAGAAGCCCUAUAAAUGCAAUAAAUGUGGGAAAGCUUUCAGUGAUGGGUCAGCUCUAACACAACACCAGAGAAUUCACACGGGUGAGAAACCUUAUGAAUGUCUAGAAUGUGGAAAAACCUUCAACCGAAAUUCAUCCCUGAUUUUGCAUCAAAGAACUCAUACAGGGGAAAAACCAUAUAGAUGUAAUGAGUGUGGGAAACCCUUCACUGACAUCUCCCACCUCACUGUGCAUCUCAGAAUCCACACUGGUGAGAAGCCCUAUGAGUGUAGCAAAUGUGGAAAGGCUUUCCGUGAUGGCUCAUACCUUACCCAGCACGAGAGGACUCACACUGGAGAAAAGCCCUUUGAAUGUGCGGAGUGUGGGAAAUCCUUCAACCGAAACUCUCACCUCAUUGUGCAUCAAAAGAUCCAUUCUGGAGAGAAACCUUACGAAUGUAAAGAGUGUGGGAAAACCUUCAUUGAGAGUGCAUACCUCAUCAGGCACCAAAGGAUUCAUACUGGCGAGAAGCCCUAUGGCUGUAAUCAGUGUCAAAAACUUUUCAGGAACAUUGCUGGCCUCAUUCGGCACCAGAGGACUCAUACUGGUGAGAAGCCCUAUGAGUGUAAUAAGUGUGGCAAAGCUUUCAGGGACAGCUCCUGUCUGACCAAGCACCAGAGAAUUCACACCAAGGAGACCCCAUAUCAGUGUCCAGAAUGUGGGAAGUACUUCAAGCAGAACUCUCACCUGGCAGUACAUCAGAGACUCCAUAACAGGGAGGGACCCAGCCAAUGUCCUCAAUGUGGGAAAACAUUCAGAAAGAGCUCAUCUCUUGUCCGACAUCAAAGGACACACCCUGGAGAACAACCCAUUGAAACAUAAUGAACAUGGGCCACAGUCUUCUCCCAGCUUGCUCUCAGAAUCCUACAUGAAGGUGUGUCUUCAGAUGUGCGUUCUCCCUGGUCAGUAGAAAAGAUUUUUUUUUUUUUAACAGAUGAGAUCUUGCUAUGUUGCUCAGGUUGGUCUCAAACUCCUGGCUUCAAGUGAUCCUCCUGCCUUGGCCUCCCAAAGUGCUGGGAUUACAGGCGUGAGCCACUGUGCCCAGCACAAUUCUUUAAGCUAUCCAGUGAAUUGAUGAAUGUGAGACAUUCCUUAGCCAUAUUUAUUAAAUUUAUUUGUUGGGGAAUUCCUGGAGGGAACAUAAGAUGGUAAUAAAUGUGGACAAAGCUUCAGGGAUGAUUCAGCCUAUACCAAACAUGACAGCACAUACGCUGGAAUAAAAUGUGAGCAUGUGAGGAAGAUACUUCCAUUGAGAUAUCCACUCACUUCUGCAUCAGAAUGCUUAAACUAGAAAGAACCUGUGAAGGUAUUUGGUAUGUAAUUGGUAUGAGGAAUCCUUUAAUAGGGAGUUUCCACCUUAUUGUACAUAAACAAACUCUUAAUAGAAUCAGAUCUUUUAAACAUAAUCAGGAAGAGAAGCUUUUGGUAGGAGCUCUUACUGUCUUUUCUGUAUCAGCAAACAGGUACUGGUGAGAGAUCCUAUACAACACUCCACCCACAGCACUACAGAAUUAUAGUUAGAUUUUGCUAUUUGAAAGCAUUUGUGUGUUUGAGUCUUGACAGAAUGCUGAGGACUUGUUUAGGAAGGGGAAAUUCAAUGAAGAAAUUGCUUAUGACUGAACAGCAAAGUUGUCCCUCUUAAAGCUAAAAAAAGCUCAUGUUAAGAUGGAAAGGGCUGCUUCUAAUAAACACAAUUUGUUGCUUUAGUUGUUGAAACAAAAAAUACUGAGUUGUUAUGUUUACAUUAUCACCCCCCUUAGCACCAUUGUUAUUCAUUUAGGACACUUCUAAUUUGUCCCAUUCAGCUUCUCUGAACCAUAAUUAUAAAGGUUUUGUUGCCAUGUUGAAAAUGCCUAUAGUAUGGUAAAAGAAAAAGAAAAGGCACAAGAAGGUUUGCUAUCUUUAUAGCUAUGUAAUAGCUAUGUAAACAUAUGUGCACAUAUGAACGUUGAUUGGAAGUGGAUGAUGGAGAAAUAAAUGUGGUUUUCUUAUGGAA